AUGUCGACGGAUUCGUCCACCUCGUCGGCGUCCAGCCCUAGCUCCGGCAUCGGCAUGACGCCCGGCUCCUCCGACUCCGUCCUCCCGGUCUUCAUCAAUCCGUACGCCUCCGUCAACGUCAAGACCCACGUCCCCAUCGAGCUCGACCUCCAGCUGCCAAACUACAACAAGUGGAAUGCCUUCUUCACCGCCAUGUGCGGCAAGUUCGGCCUUCUAGGACACAUCGACGGCACCAUCACGUCCCGUCCGACUGAUCCCACCUGGAAUCAGCCGGGCGCUUGUGUGCGCAGCUGGAUGUACGGCUCCGUCUCCGAUGGGGCGAACCAGGAGCCGCGCGCCGUCAUCCUGAACCAGGAGUUCGUCUCCUUGUCUCAGGGCGACCUUCCCAUCGAGGCUUAUGCCUCGCAGCUGAAGCAGACUGCCGACGCUCUUCGCGACGUCGGCCACCCCACCCUGGAUCGCCAACUGGUGCUCAAUCUGCUGAACGGCAUCAACCCACGCCUCGCCAACACCGCCGACAUCAUCGCCAACACGAGGCCACUACCGACCUUCACCGAGGCAGUGAAAUGCUUCGCCUGA
Panicum virgatum (switchgrass) is the source of this 579-nucleotide messenger RNA. RefSeq lists its product as uncharacterized. Lineage: Eukaryota; Viridiplantae; Streptophyta; Magnoliopsida; Poales; Poaceae. The transcript has 2 exons. The record is from RefSeq and is a predicted model, not a curated record. Bases 1 to 579 code for a protein of 192 amino acids.